Seminavis robusta is the source of this 993-nucleotide messenger RNA. The record is from the annotation of a GenBank genome assembly. Lineage: Eukaryota; Bacillariophyta; Bacillariophyceae; Naviculales; Naviculaceae.
AUGGAACAUUCGAUUGAUUCUCACAUCACACAAUUUCUCACUUCAUUUGGUGCAAACCAAACCAUGACUUCCUGGCCAUGGAUGAAAGGAGUUGAGGUGGCCAUAGCCGACCCAGUUGAACCUGUAUGCACUGAAGAUGAUCGACCAGCAGUGAAGGCGCUGAUCCUAAAGCAUUCUGAGAAGAUUGACAAAAUCAAGACAGCAUUGGAAGAUGAUCCUCUCUACAAUCCCAAGAAGCAUGAUGACUUGUGGAUUCUACGUUUUUGGUUGUCUCACAAGAAGAGCAAGGCUGCCAUUGAAGCUGCCAAGCAUACCUUAGAGUUCAGGAAGAAGUACCAUCUUGAUGAGUUGGAUAUUCGUAAGAUGCCUCCACAGGAGGUAAAGGAUGGCAAAUUGGCAGAAUACAACGCUGCUUGGAAGAGAAAAGAUGGCAUUGUCUGUUACCAUCCCGAUCCAAAACGAGGUGUUAUUGUGUUCAUUGCAGUGGAAGCCCGGGAUCAAAAUGUUCUGGUGGAGAAACUUUCUGAAGAUUAUUGGCUGCCAGCACUUUUGUAUCUUGAUGAAUAUUCUUUCCAGUGCCUUGACUAUGUGACUAGAACAACAGGAAGGCUAACAAAACUCAUCCGAUUUGCAGACUGCAGAGGACUUUCCUUGGGUGGACUCAACAUGGAAUGCACACGCAGAGACGCGCGAUUCAUGGCAUUGAUGGAAGAUUGUUACCCCCAGAUGACUGAAUGCAUAUUUGUCUGCAAUGCACCCACUCUCAUUGGUGUCAUCUGGAAAACAUUUAGUCCGUUUUUCCCAAAACGAGUCAGGUCCAAGUUUGAUAUUGUCUAUCCCAAGGAUAAUGCAAAAGACCACAAGAAGCUUUUGAGGUACAUCUCUGAAGAAAACAUUCCAGACAUUCAUGAAGGAAAGAAUCCUGCGAGCCCAGAAAAAUGCACAUCAGACGAAACUAGCAACAAGAGGGCUGAAGUGUACUGGUGGUGGUGA